Xenopus laevis (African clawed frog) is the source of this 2053-nucleotide messenger RNA. RefSeq names its product perilipin 1 L homeolog (gene plin1.L). The coding region runs from base 1 to 1473 and encodes 490 amino acids. The record is from RefSeq and is a predicted model, not a curated record. The transcript is spliced from 9 exons. NCBI's taxonomy places the organism in Eukaryota, Metazoa, Chordata, Amphibia, Anura, Pipidae.
AUGGCAAAUCACUGCAGCUCGAUUAGAGACAUCUAUGAACGUAACAAAUCCUGGGGUUCUGAACUGUCCAAAACGGAACUGAAACUCAUCUUUAUUUUUCACCGCAUUUGGUACUCCUGGAGUGCGUCUAUUGUUGGAAUCUCUAUACAUGAAAAGCAAAUAAAGGCUGAUAGGCAGCACUUGAUCAAGACUCUUACUUUAUGUGGUAGAAUUGUAUGGAAAAUCAUGGAAGUAACUUCACCUAAAUCUCCAAACAAGAGUGGCAAGGAUAAUGCUAUUGAGCGUUUUCUUCAUUUGGGAGUUGUGAGCAGCACAAUUGACAGCCUACAGAAUAAGUAUGUGAAUAUGAAGCAGACACACCCACUGAUGGGAUCAGUUUGUGGCUUUUAUGAAAAGGGAGUCCAGUCUGCCGGAUCAUUAGCAGUAAGAAGCAUUCAACCAGUGGUGAAGACGUUUGAGCACCAAAUCAGUGCUGCGAAUGAGAUUGCCUGUAAGGGCAUGGAUCGCCUGGAGCUCAAGAUUCCUGCACUACACUUCCCUCCAGACAAGAUUGCCUUUGAAUUGAAAGAAUCUGUCUCUGCAACAAUCCAACAAGCCAGAAGUGGCAUUGGCAGCCCUAUCACAAACACUUCAGACAAAGUCCUUGGCGUGGCGUCAGCUGGCUUUGACCUUACUGUGUAUGCAAUGAAUGGCGCCAAAGAUUAUGCUUUCAGUACAAGACUCAGCCAAAUGGCGACAGACGCAGUAGAUGUGGUACUAUAUAAUAUGGAAAAGAUUGUUGAUUAUAUGUUGCCCCAGCAAGUGGAAUCUGAGAAACCCGACAGUGUGGCAGAUCAGUCUUAUGAAACACUGUCCUGGCCUCAGAGCAGUGCAUUACCAAGAAUUGGAGCUCUGGCAAGCAGAGUAUUUCAACACACCAGUCAGUGGACUUCAAAGACUAUUGAAGAUGCCAGAAACAAAGGACAAAAUUGGCUGCCUGGCAGAGUUCCUCUGCCCAAGGAACCACAAAGCCUUCUUGUAACGGUGACACAGAAUCUUCAAGGUGUUUAUCUUUCUGCUGUAAGCAGUGUUAAGAAAACUCCUGCUGCAGUAUGGGAAACUGCGGGAGGUCUUCUCCGCCACAUACCACUGCAGGGGCUCUCACUUGCCAAGGACGCACUUGCUACAAUAGGAGGAACACUGUUACAUUUCAAGAAUAGUAUGCUUCCUAAUCAAAGUGUAAAAGAGAAGACAAGAAAAAGAAAAACGGCAAACAAGGAACAAGAUACUCCCUGUGAAAGUGUAAAGGAAAAGUCAGUGUACUUCACAGCAGAUAAAACUCUUCAACAGAUAAGUCCUGAGAGUAUGGAUCCAGCUGUUGCAGCAGAUCAAUUAUCAUCAGAUACUCCACUUUGUAAGGAAGGAACGAAUGUGAAAGCUUCCUCCAGUUCUGCACAUGACAACCUCUGCUCAACACCUUCUAAAACUUACUGACUGUGGGUGCAUAUCAUUUCUUUGAAAACAAGGGAAUUCUGGGAAAUAAGCAAGUAUCUUGUUCUGUCAAAACCCAUUCAAUUUAUGCAACAUUUUAGGAAACUUUCUCAGCAUAACGUGUCUAUAAUAUGCUGUAUAGCCCUUCAGAUUCUAGGUUACUCAUGGAAUAUCUGUUUCCUUUGUGAGCUGUGGAAACUUCCACAUAAAUAUAACUCAGAAGAGAGUUCUGAUAAACUGGUAUAUUAAAUUGAAUAUAUGAUCACAAGCAAGUACAAUGUUUAACAUAACAUUAAUAUGUGGAAGGAGGUGUAUGCUGCCUAUAGAACACAAUCAGUGAAUUAAAGAAAAAGUGUAGUAAAGAGCAUCAAAAGCCCAGAUCAAGUUUUACAUAAUUUGUUUAAGUGACAAAAAGGACAUUUCAGUUCUUCUCAAAUAAGGAUACCCCCAGCAUACUGACAUUGAUGUUAUGUAUCUACCAAACUUGACAUAACUUGACACUUACCAAUAUUGAACCUCAUUUUCCAGAUUGCUGCCCAGUUUUCCAAUUCAGUCAAAUUACUCUGCAAGUGGCAGCAUCUCG